GGACUGGAAUACUACCACAGUCUGGGAAUUUCGCACCAGGACUUAUCUGGCACGAACUGCCGUUGCAGCUACGGUGGGGAUAUUUUACCGCCCAGAGGAACUCCAUUCUACAAACCGCACCACAUCCGGUUCGGCUUCAUCGAUUUCUCUUCGUCUACUUAUGCUUCUGGAGGAAGUGGAGCAGAGAAAACAUCGCGCAGGGUGCUGGGACGAUCGGCGACGCGUCCAUAUGACGCACCCGAACUGUCGGACGACGUUCCGUACGACCCUUUUGCUGUCGAUGUGUAUGCGUGCGGCGCUUGGCUUACAGAAAUGUUACGAAGCUACCAGCAUGUGUCACCUAUUCCAAACCUCGUUCGAUUUAUCUUUCCAGGGUUUCUGAAGUUCCUUCGUCGACUCAUCUCUGCACAACCAGAGCUGAGGCCAACCGCCAACCGCGUCCGAAGCGCUGGGCGAGCUACACCAGGUGCUUGCGGCGAUUCGCGAUCGUUCGGAUAAAGCACUGGAAGCACCGAAUUGUAUCUGGAUCUAUGGCACUCCCGAUGAACUCCCCAUGGUUGACAAUGAGAUAUCCAUGUAGCUAUUCCUUCAAGCAGCAUAUUUAUUAUUGCUCAGGAACCACAAUCCGCCUAACAUAUACGAGGGUGGCGUCUUCGAAGAUAGGACGGAUUCGGUCGUUUAUGAUUGGCAUCCAUGCCGGAGUUUCGGAUUGGGGAAGACAGGAUGCAGGCUGGACAAAGUCAGGAACGAAGAGGAAAGGAGGACGGGAAAGCCACCCUUGUCGGCAUUAUGAUCAUUCGUACUCAGCUUCCCCACGUAUCCAUUUACUGUUCGAGUCGUCGUUCUCGGUAGGAUGGUCAGAAAGAGCAAGGCGGUUAGACCAGACAUACGGCGGAUUGCAAUAUUUUGAGACGUGAUGGUAGCAAUGACUGUCUGAGGCGUGGCGCAAUCUAUGCCGCUCUCAGCAUGCCCAGCCCGUGAAGCUCUGUCUUCCUGUUUCUAGCGAGCAUCAUCUUCCUCUAUUCAGGACAGUAGUAACCAGCUAUGACUGCGCCUCAGGACGGACAUGUGGAUGGUCCACAGGUCACGCAACCCAGUCACCACCCUAACUGGCUAUCUCCCCUCCGCAUUGCUGCAGAGUCUAUUUCUUUCUCUGCUUGCACAAUCCACCUAACAUAUACGAGGGUGGCGUCUUCGAAGAUAGGACGGAUUCGGUCGUUUAUGAUUGGCAUCCAUGCCGGAUUUUCGGAUUGGGGAAGAUAAGAUGCAGGCUGAACAAAGUCAGGAACGAAGAGGAAAGGAGGACGGGAGGUGUUUUGAGGGGAGGGAGGGCCGGACGAGAGGAUGGGUGGUUUCGCAUCGGGGACCUGGACGUGAGUUUCAAGCAGGCUAGUGUGGAAGGAAGACCGACGGGGACGCACCGUGUGACUUCCAAGUAUCACCAUCCAGAAAGGGAUUAGAACGCAAGUGCCCAUAACACGUUCCGAGUUGAGAGGAAAGUGUGCAUCGAGUCCGGGAGACAAGCGACUUAGUCAGAUGAAUAAAGGAGGGAGGGGAGGAUGUAGAUGCUGGGACCGAAGAACUGCGCCCUGGGACGGUCGGAAUGAGGGAAAGGAAUCCCGGUCAAAGCAUAGGGGCACUCCGUCUAUAAUGAAAUUCU
Dacryopinax primogenitus is the source of this 1660-nucleotide messenger RNA. RefSeq lists its product as uncharacterized. The transcript is spliced from 5 exons. Gene Ontology annotation, molecular function: ATP binding; protein kinase activity. Gene Ontology annotation, biological process: protein phosphorylation. The annotation marks the transcript as partial. NCBI's taxonomy places the organism in Eukaryota, Fungi, Basidiomycota, Dacrymycetes, Dacrymycetales, Dacrymycetaceae. The record is from RefSeq and is a predicted model, not a curated record.